CGCAGACGUGUUGAGCCAAUGAGAAAUGAGGUCAGCGAUGUAAACAGAGGACUUUCACGCCGAUUCGAUCUUCACUAGGUACUUGGAGUGGAGCAAAAGCUCGCGCGUUUCCUUGGUGAACAUUUAUCGAAUAUUGGAGGUUGGUCUUCAUGUCGCCCCCCGCGGAGUGACGAGUGUCCGCCGCGGUAUGAAGGACCGUGUCAAGAUGACGGUCAGUGGGGAGGUCACCCGACAGCAAGUCCUGGAACUGGACCUGGAGAAGCAGGUACGCAGCCUCCAGCUGGCCCAGGAACAGAACCAGGAUCUGUUUGCAGAUUACCUGUGGAUGGAGAAUGAAGAGGAGUUUAACCUCCAGGUGGAGGAGCAGCUGCGCGAGGAGGACUUCAUCGAGCGCUGCUUUCAGGAGAUGUGGGAAGAGGAAGAGCGCGACUGCUUCAUUCCGUCCCGGGAUCUCCCUGCGCUGCUGCCAGCCGUCGAGCCUGUGCGCGCUCUGAGCUACAGCAGCGCACUCAACCCAGAUGCCAAAGAAUUCAUCCCGGCCAAACCUCAGCACACCAUGUGACGGGACACGCACGCGGCCAAAGUUCUGUUUUGGAGAGUCCCACGUUUGUAACGCAGAAGUCCUUUGCUACUGGCUCGAUACUGGAACUAUAAAGAUGCACGGAAAACAAUAACUCUACGCCUGUGUGUGCGCGCGCGCGUGACGAGCCACCUUCUGGUGAGGACCUUGAUCUUGGCCGGUCCUCAUUAAGUUUUGACGGUCAAACGAGGUCAUUAUAACUGGGGUUCAGAGUCCUGGUGAAGGUCAGCCAUGUGUUAUGAAGCAGAAUCAGAAUCCAAAAACUUUACUAAUCCAAAGGGAAUUUUGGUUCCUAACUUACUUUGGAUGGUUAGAUGUAAGGGGGAGGCUGGGGAAAGAGUUGUGGCCAUCUGUAUAGACCAGCAGGGGGCGCCAUCCGUCUUUUUUAUCAUUAGCUUUCUGCGACGGUCACCCGAGGCACUUUGUGCAUUUGCAAUGUUGGGGAGGGGCUCGACUCGCAGGCAAAAUGGUAGGUAAAAAAUUAACGACUUUUUUUUGUCACAUUUAAAUUUUAAAGUCUCACUUUGUUCACAAUUAUUUAUUUAGUACUAAGCCUAUUGUCAUCAACACAGGUUCACGUCUCCAAGUCUUCAGCACAAAAGCACAUUAUUCUUAAAUGAACACACACACGCCAGACUGACCGUCCAGACCUGAACACUCCGAAGUCCCUCUGCUCCUCAAGCUCAAGGUCACGUCCAGACUACCAUGUUUGAAAGCAAGUGCCUGUGGUAAUGCAGUUUUGUUGGCAAACACAAAAUCAUGUCGCGCGUAAAGUUGGACGUAAGUGUUGAGGGAUAAUGUGGCACACCAACCUAUGCACAACAAGCAGACCUGCAGCACACAUUUGCCCACACGGAUGCUCCUGUUCAGGUCACUACUACAGCAUUUCCACAAAGUGAAGGGUUCAACUGAGGUAGACUUGCACUUCAUGAUACGACCAAAGUCCUGAACCAAAGCCAACAGCCGAACAGUGAGGAGCUCAAAGAAUCUUCUCCCCUAAAACAAAGUGGCCUGACAGUCUGGACCCAAUUCUGCCCCAACUAGACCAACAACUCCCAAAUCUACGUGCGUGCGUGGGUGUGUGCACGUGUGCCUCUGCUGGUACCCGAACAGACCGCCUCAUGAUUAUUUGAUGUCGUGGGUUCUGGUUCUGACGACGGCUGCUAAUUGGACUAAAUUAAUUGACCUGCGGCGCCCAUGUUGGUGAAUAAGUGAUGCUCGUCGGCGCCACCGACUGUUUGAAUCAUUUAAGCUACAAUCUGCUAAUUAGCAGCGAGAAGAAGCCGCUUUCAGCCACAAUUACCAGCAGCUCUGUCAGUCUGGGGCUUCAUCUACUCAUCCUCUGAGCAGAUGCUGACGGGGGGCUUGGAUGGAGCAGGAGCUGAGGGAGAGGGGGAGUUGGCAUGUGGAUGGAGGAGGAGGAACCCACCAACAUGUGAUACACUUGAUAAAGCAGCACUGGAGUGCAGGUGUGUGUGUGGUGAUACAACAGCUGAGGACGGAUACACACAGUUUUCAAACACACUCUUGAACAAGACGCAUGCCGUGUUCUGUUCUGUUACUGCAGCCCAACACAGCAGAGGUCAUGUAGUUCAACACUGACCCAGAGCUGGUGGCUGUCUACACAUGGAGAGGAAAAGAAAUGUGAUGUUGGUCACGAGUGCCUGUGACGGUUCACAGAAACGUGUGCAGAAACUGCAAGGUUUGUUGACGGAUGCUUAUGUAUUGGGACCCUGUAGGACGCUCAGGCGGUUGGCAGGGUUCCUUGCGCUGCUCCCGCUCUUCCUACAGAGUCUUUGAUCAGGAAGCCUGUGCCGCCUCGUCGACUGUAAUGAGAUGUGGAGGAUCUGUGCGGACGCUGGGAAUUGCCGGUGAGCUGAAAAACUGCGGCCUGGGAUUUGGGAGUGGGCACAAACAAAAUUUGAAGGAGUUGGUGGGAGAUCUCUAAUGGUUUGGCAGGCAGUCUUCCUUGCAUCCUCGCGUUAAUUUCCCACAUGCCUGACGGUGGUAGACAUCUGGCAGUGGAGCUUCAGCGGCGCCCCCUGACGAAGACGCGUCUCUGUAAACGCACCAGCUGACUGGCGUCCAGUUUGUUCAUCAGGCUCUGAAGGACAGGUGGCCCUCGGUGUCUGGGUGGAGGAGAUGGUACCAUGCAUGCACAUCCCCACAAUCCUGUGGCCAGACAGUUUGUUCAAAAUGAAAGUUUGUGUUUCCAUGAUGACCCAGACCCAGACUCACAUGUGCUCCUGGCCAGAGAAGGAUUGUGGUGCAGAGACACAUCAGGACUUUCAAGAAUUCCAGGGCAGCUUGUCAGAAUUUAUGAGUGGUGGGAAAAGGGGCCACAUGUUCCAUUAAGAAGUGAUGAGUCAAGUCCCGGAAGACUCUGUCUGUCCUCCUCCAGAUGGCCCUCCUCCUGCUGACAAGGACUCCUCAUGCUCCUGCUGAUGCCUGUGCUUCCUGGUCUCCAUGGGAACAGUGCUGUCAGUCAUCUUGGAAUAUUGAAGAGGUGGGAGUACUGUGAAGUGGCCUGUUGACGGGCAGCUCGCUACUGGACAAACAUGGAUGCCACACAAUCCAGUGAGUGUUUGGAGGUGGGUAUUUAAGAACAUGACAAUGUGUGUGAGAACUGAGUAGAUGAUAAGAUGAGGCCCGUAUCUUCACUUCACUUACACACGUCACGGUAGUUACUGCCAUCAGCACCAUUGUCUCCAUGUCAGUCAAGGAUUAAAAGCUGGACAAUGAUCAGGAUCUGGGCCAGAACCUCCUCACCAUGACGACUCCCUGUCACUGUGAGUCGAUUUUAUAUCAUCGUUUUAGAGUCGAACUGCUUCACUUUCAGACCUCAAUCUGGACCGGUGAUAAAGGACAAAGUGAUGUCAUCAAUAAUUGAUCUUUUGGCCAUUAAUUAAUCAUUUAACAUCUCGUGGACAUCAAUUAUAGAACUUGUUUUUGUUUACUUGAGGUCUCCAUGGAAACUGUGUGUUAGCCAACUGAGAUACUGGUUGAGCUGGAGGAACCGCCUUCAUCUCUGAGCCUUUGUUUAGGAGAGACGAACCCAUGUCCCUCUCCCUCAGGUCACGACACGCCUCCUCCUGUUUCAGAACACACCUGCACAGAUACUUUACAACAGUGUUUUUCAACCUCUUUCUAGCCACGACACCAAACUCCCAGGGCUCACCACCAAAGGAACCUGGGCCAAAGCACACUUGUGCUUAAAGUCCUAUAGAAAAUCCCUAUUCAUUGGUGAAACACCCUAGCUACUGACACUAGUUUGUUAUUUUGCCAGGCUAUUUGUAGAAACAAACUGCGCAAAAUGUUUUUUUUUUUCAAAUGCUUUUUUUUCCAGACGAAAUCCUUAGCAUUCUUUGCCUUUCUUGCUUCACAUUUUGGAGCGCAUUAUUUUUGUUGUGCAUCUAGUUUUUUGCCAACUAUUAAACCACAAAGCAAACUUUGACUGUCCAUGAGUAUCAAUAAAGUUUUGAAGUGAGACGUCACGUUAGCCGUUAGCUCUGUUAACUCUGUUAGCUCUGCCGUGCAGACAGUCUUUGGCAUGGUGGCAGCUCCGACAAGGAUCCCUCCCUCCCUCCAUGGUUCUGUGGAGAAAGUGUGUGGUCCAGUUAGAGGCGCAUCAGCUUUCAAAACAGCUGGAAGUUGCGCAUGUGAGCGCCGCGCACCACAGCAGCGCUGCUUUGACUGAGGGACAGAUGAGCGCAUCAACACACUGGAGCUCUACAGUAGAGUGGAGAGAAAGAAUGGCACCAAUCCACCUUGGCUGCUCCUCAAUAUCUUCAAAGUGUUCAUCAUUUAAUGUCAUCAUAUCGCCCACGUCUAUCUCCGGACACAUGAGGUGAAACCAGAUCAUUUUCCUACACCACACCUCUCACGACACACUAGCGCUGCUUGACAACAUCAGAUCUUCGUCAUCAGCAGUUUAUAAAUGAUGGUCAAGCUUGUGAUGAUGAUGAUGAUGAUGAUGAACACACACACACACACACACACACACACACCCAGCCUGCCCUUUUCCCUCUUCAAGCUCAUUACCUGCUCCACCUUGUUGCCGCCGCUCGCUGAGACACCAACAACGGUCGGAGUGGAAUUAUUUUUGAAAUUUAAACAAUCAUGUUUGGCGUCUGCAGCUCAGAAGCUCGAACUGCCGACCUUCAGUAAUUAACCCCCGAGGGUGCGUUAUUGGCAGAGAUGCGGUCCUUGGGGCCACAGAGUCUCCGACCCGUUAAUUACCGCCUCAAAGAUAAUCUCCUAGCCCAUGAUUGACAGACACG
Molecule: messenger RNA, 4860 nt
Organism: Synchiropus splendidus (mandarinfish)
Lineage: Eukaryota; Metazoa; Chordata; Actinopteri; Syngnathiformes; Callionymidae
Product: polyadenylate-binding protein-interacting protein 2B-like
Exons: 3
Coding region: 188-562 (124 amino acids)
Biological process (GO): negative regulation of translational initiation
Cellular component (GO): cytoplasm
Molecular function (GO): mRNA regulatory element binding translation repressor activity
Source: RefSeq, a predicted model, not a curated record